Molecule: messenger RNA, 2431 nt
Organism: Clarias gariepinus (North African catfish)
Lineage: Eukaryota; Metazoa; Chordata; Actinopteri; Siluriformes; Clariidae
Product: 4-galactosyl-N-acetylglucosaminide 3-alpha-L-fucosyltransferase 9-like
Exons: 1
Coding region: 256-1404 (382 amino acids)
Cellular component (GO): membrane
Molecular function (GO): alpha-(1->3)-fucosyltransferase activity
Source: RefSeq, a predicted model, not a curated record
GUUAACCACAAUUCCUCCCAAAUUAUACUUAAAAGCAUACCAGUAUAUACUUAUAAAGUAUAACGGUAUAGCAACAUGCAUUGAAAUAGUACAAUUAAACAGAUACUAGUACUAAAUUUAUAUUAGUGUACUUAGCACAUAAACUAUAUUUGGGGAUUAAACUUGAAGUUUACUGAUAAAACCAACUUUAAAUGUAGUUUUUGUUAAAACCGAAUUUCAUGCAUUUUAUUUCUCUUUUCUCCAAAUGCUAAAAAAAUGAAAACCAAACCUUUUCAUUGUCUCCUGCUGCCUGUCCUUCUGCUCUUCUGUUUUGGAGGAGUAUUCUACACGUACUACAAGCCAAUCAUCUCUAAUGCUCAAGUCUCCACUGAAGAGUGCCUCAAUAUAGUGAGAAAUACAUUUAUCCAGACCAUAAACCAAACCAGCAAUCUUAAUAUUCCACUCAAUCAGCAACCACUGGUGACCAAACCAGCUGUCAUGGAAGAAAACCAGGAACAUCAUGCCAAUGACAUCAUCAUGUUAAUGUGGUCAUGGCCGUUUGGAGUUGUGUUUAAUGGAACCGCCUGUAGUUCACAGUUUGGGAUUAAAGGAUGUCAAAUUACAGAUGACAGAAGCCAGUAUGACGAAGCCCAUGGUGUUAUGUUUCAUCACAGAGAUAUCAGUGGUGAGCUCACAAACUUGCACAACAUGCCACGCCAUCCACAUCAAAAGUGGGUGUGGUUGAACAUGGAGUCCCCUAGUAAUGCACAAAAAUUGCCUGGGCUUGAUGGCUUGUUCAAUCUGACAUCAAAUUAUCGGAGAGAUUCGGAUGUCUGGGUGCCUGUUGGAAAAAUUGUAGAAAUACCCGAAAAGGACAAAACCUUUGAAAUACCACCCAAAGACAAAUUAGUCUGCUGGAUCGUCAGUAACUGGAACCCCAACUUUGAGAGGGUGAAAUAUUUUAAUGAACUGAGCAAACACAUCAAAAUAGAGGCUUACGGCAGCGCCUUUAACAGGCGCAUUAACAAAGAGGAUUAUAUUAAGACUGUAACAGGCUGUAAAUUUUACCUAGGGUUUGAAAACUCUGUCCAUAAAGACUACUUCACGGAGAAGGUGUUUAAACCUCUAAUGUUUGGCACGGUCCCUGUGGUUCUCGGUACAUCCAGGGAGAACUAUGAGCAGUUUAUACCAGCAGAUUCAUUCAUUCAUGUAGACGAUUUCAAAUCUCCCCAGGAACUGGCAGAACAUCUCACAUUCCUGGACAAGAACCCGAAGGUGUAUGAGCAGUACUUCAACUGGAGAAGACACUUCAUAGCUACACAUUCAGUUUUUGCUAUAGAACAAACAUGCAGAAGUUGUGAAUAUAUAAGGAACUAUAAGGGCUACCGAGUUUUUAAAGAUCUCACUAAAUGGUAUUGGGGUUAACAAGCCUUUACACCAUCAUGAGUGGGAUAGCGAUGGGCUUCUGAUUGGAAAAAUUCCAACAUUCUUUUAAAGGUUUUUCCAGACAAAGACACUUGAUCCAUUUUUAUUUCCAGUCAAUGUAACAAACAAUAAUGCCUGCACUAAGAGAGGUUUGUCAUCAAGGCUUUACUGGUGCUUGGCUUUUAACUCCUGAGCCUCUAAAACAUGUUCAUCAUGUGCUGAUAAAGAUCCACAUCUGUGCGAUCGGGGUCAUAUCGGCACAAUACUAUUAUUUGUACUGUAAUGUGAGAAUGGGGUUUGGUCUCAAUCCUGAGCCCAGCCUUCUGUCUGUGCGGAAUGUCAGGUGUCUAGUUACUGAACCUGUGCACAUAUCGCAGUUCCUAUAGUUCUUUUUAAGCUAAUCAAAUAUAUAGCACCUGUGCAUUAUUUAUUUUUUAUUUAGAUUGCACAGAUUGUGAUUUCUUUUCCUCUUUAAAUAUAUAAUGUAUACAACCUUGCAAAGCCAAACACUCUCAAGGCACCUCCACAACACCACCAGGAAAUACACGGGAGACACGAAUCAAGACCUACACACAUGUAAAAAUAAACUUUUACUUCUCUUGUUGUUAAUUAACUAGACAAACACAUCUUAAACAAGAUUUCACAUCCUGAACAACAAUACAAAAACACAAUCUGCUUAAAUUAAUACUACACAAACUUUAUAUGUUCUCAUGUUUUUAUUGAACAUAACGUAAACAUUCACAGGUUGCACAUUUCUCAUCAUGGUGUAUACUUCGUAAUAAAUUGCACUUUUUUUUGGUUUGUGUUUACACAUUGCUCACAGCUGUCAUUUACCCUGUAUAAUGUUUACACUCAACACCUCAUGCACUUCUAUCCUGUUUAGCAACCUCGUAAAUAUUGUACGUUUUCCAGCUUAAUGCUCUUUAUAUUUUUCUUUUCUUUUAUAUCAGACUGUGUAUGGCUGUGUGUGUGGCAAAUAAAAAUGUCAUUUAAAUUGCAUGGUAAAAAAAAAAAACAGAGCUAUGUU